AUGGUAUGUUUAUUUUCGCUUCUGCUUUUCACCCUACUGAGAAAUAACAGAACACAUGCAAAAAGGAAUACACACAGAUUGAGCACGGCCCACUUCAUACAUUUCCCGGGUGGAGAGGUUCCCCAAGGGAAGGCAAGGCACAACUGGGUAGGCAGGGGCAGCGCUGUUGUUUGCAGUGGUGUGUACAGCCGCUGCACCAAAACCAGGGGUCUGUCGUCCAAUUCGCUUCUGCGGUCCAUAGAGGAUGAAGAGGAAAACGCCACACUGAGGGACGAGGGUGCAUCAGAUGGUGCAUCAUAUAUCACGACAGAUGGAGUGGCGAGAAGUGACCCUGGUACAAAGGAAAUGAAAAGUGUUAAGAAUGGCAACUUGUGUAUGGAUGCUGCCAAGGGUGUGGGUGGUUUCCUCGGAGGAGAGGGAAGGCAUUUAGAGGAAAUUUCUCCUGAAGGAAAACCAAUUCACAAAGGCAGGAGCAGGAUGAGCAGAAGGUACAGGAGGAGGGAGGGGAUCAUUCCCCGAGUGGAAGACAUCAAAGAUAUGAAGAAGGACCUGAAGUUAUUUUUUUUCAAAAAAAGAAUAAUCUACUUGACGGAAGAAAUAAAUAAAAAAACGACCGAUGAGAUGAUCAGUCAGUUGUUAUACUUAGAUAACAUAAAUCACGACGACAUCAAAAUUUACAUAAAUUCCCCAGGAGGGUCCAUAAAUGAGGGACUAGCCAUUUUGGAUAUUUUCAAUUACAUCAAGUCAGACAUACAGACAAUAUCUUUUGGCCUAGUAGCAUCUAUGGCAUCUGUAAUUUUAGCUAGCGGGAAAAAGGGGAAGAGGAAAUCUCUGCCCAAUUGCAGAAUCAUGAUCCAUCAACCUCUGGGAAAUGCAUUUGGACAGCCCCAGGAUAUAGAGAUACAGACCAAGGAAAUUCUUUAUCUGAAGAAACUGUUGUAUAAUUACUUGUCCACUUUUACUAACCAGACAACUGAGACCAUUGAGAAGGACUCAGACAGAGACCACUACAUGAAUGCGCUGGAGGCGAAGAGGUAUGGAAUAAUUGAUGAGGUGAUUGAGACAAAGUUGCCACACCCAUAUUUUGAUGAAGCCGUGAGGGAGUCUAGCAGUGGUUGA
Plasmodium knowlesi strain H is the source of this 1119-nucleotide messenger RNA. RefSeq names its product ATP-dependent Clp protease proteolytic subunit, putative. Gene Ontology annotation, biological process: protein quality control for misfolded or incompletely synthesized proteins. The record is from RefSeq and is a predicted model, not a curated record. Lineage: Eukaryota; Apicomplexa; Aconoidasida; Haemosporida; Plasmodiidae. Gene Ontology annotation, molecular function: ATP-dependent peptidase activity; ATPase binding; serine-type endopeptidase activity. Gene Ontology annotation, cellular component: endopeptidase Clp complex. Bases 1 to 1119 code for a protein of 372 amino acids. The transcript has a single exon.